This is a messenger RNA of Microthlaspi erraticum, 243 nucleotides long. The record is from the annotation of a GenBank genome assembly. NCBI's taxonomy places the organism in Eukaryota, Viridiplantae, Streptophyta, Magnoliopsida, Brassicales, Brassicaceae.
AUGGGACGUGAGGAGCAUGGAGGGACUUGGCACAUGGACGCAGCUCAACUGGAUACGCAAAGGAAGAAGGGAGAAGCCAUCUUGAAGACCAGCUCGACCGUCUACUCGACCAACCGGUCGAGUUCCUCAACUCGACCGGCCAAGCUUCAACUCGAUCGAGCUGAGAAGUCAAAGUCAAACCCGAAAAAUGUUGCUUCCCCCUUGACUUCCUUUGACCCUAAACCUAAUCCUCUUUGUAUUUAA